AUGAGUUGUGGCUUAACAGGCACUACUGCCAAGCUAAGAGGUACAAGUGCAAUAGUUUCAUGGACUCAGGUGAGGCACAUUUCUCGUAGAAGAAUAGCUUAUCCAUUCUAUCCAUUCAAAAAAUUGGGGAGACAACAUCCGAAGAAGCAUGAUACAAACUUGAAGUCUGCCAUGAGACAAUUUUUAGGUCCAAAGAAUUACAAGGGAGAAUAUGUGAUGAACAAGUAUUUUGCGGUUCCAACAAAUCAUGUACCCAACUAUAUCAAACCAGAUUUAGAAAGGGGACAAAGUUUGGAGCACCCGGUAACUAAAAACCCUUUACAACUUAGAUAUGAUGGAACGUUGGGUCCCCCUGCUGUAGAAAAUAGAAGAUUACAAAACGUUUUCAAGGACAGAUUAUUGCAACCUUUCCCUUCAAAUCCACACUGCAAGACGAAUUAUGUAUUAAGCCCGCAAUUGAGACAAAGUAUUUUUGAAGAGAUUACCGUGGAGGGAAUUUCUACCCAGCAAGUCUCGCAAAAGUAUGGGCUAAAAAUUCCUCGUGUAGAAGCUAUUGUUAAAUUGAUGGGUGUGGAAAACAGUUGGAACAAACGGAAUAGAGUAUCUUCUGAUCUGAAAGCUUUGGAUGAGACUCUGUAUAGGAUGUUUCCCGUUUUCGACUCCGAUGCUACAUCCAAACGAGAGAACUUGAGUGAAAUUCCUGUCCCCCAAAAGACGUUAGUAUCACGGUUUCUCACUAUAGCAGAAUCUGAACCUUUUGGACCUGUUGACGCGGCCCAUGUUUUAGAACUAGAACCCGCUAUAGAAACUCUGAAAAAUUUAUCCACUGUUGGAGAACACUCUAGCGGCCAUCACAAAUUAACUAGUAAGAAUACCAAAGUUGUUUAUGGUGAGAUUUUACAGGGUGAAAGGUCACAAUUCAAAUUUACUAACGCAAAGGUUGGAAAAGUUGGAUACCGUUAUGGUAGUGGAAAUAGGGAUAACAAGAAAGAUAGAAGAAUUGGCUUUAAUAAACUCGGCGAAAUGGUAUAUAUGUAA
Saccharomyces mikatae IFO 1815 is the source of this 1038-nucleotide messenger RNA. It is a transcript of the gene MRPS35, whose product is annotated as mitochondrial 37S ribosomal protein mS45. The record is from RefSeq and is a predicted model, not a curated record. Gene Ontology annotation, cellular component: mitochondrial small ribosomal subunit. The transcript has a single exon. Gene Ontology annotation, biological process: mitochondrial translation. Gene Ontology annotation, molecular function: structural constituent of ribosome. The coding region runs from base 1 to 1038 and encodes 345 amino acids. Lineage: Eukaryota; Fungi; Ascomycota; Saccharomycetes; Saccharomycetales; Saccharomycetaceae.